Messenger RNA from Bursaphelenchus xylophilus (pine wood nematode), 650 nucleotides. Lineage: Eukaryota; Metazoa; Nematoda; Chromadorea; Rhabditida; Aphelenchoididae. The record is from the annotation of a GenBank genome assembly.
AUGCUAAAAUAUUUCCUCUCCUCUGCGAUACUGUUAACUACGGUCAAAGCCGACGGAAUUCCGCAUAGAAAAGAAUUUACCGUCAAGAUAAAGGGAAAGUUGGUGUGUGAUGGAGAACCCGCUAGUGGAAGCAUCGUCCUGGCCGAUGAGGACUGUGGGUUUCUUUUCAGUUAUGUGGAAAUAUAUUUACAUAACAUAUGCUUUUAUAUGUAUAUAUAAAAGCGCUCGAUUUGCAAAGUUCAGAUUUUAAUGAAGCUUGCCAAAAGUCUGGAUAAACCCCGGGUUUUCGAGAUCGACGACAGUUUUGAGUCAAUGCCAGUCUGUCGGAAAAAUAAUGAGCACUUUUUUUUAGUUUUCUGGGACGAUCUCCUAAACUUCACAAAAACUGCCAACGUCAUGGAUGGCGCCUUCGAAAUCGAGGGAUAUGAGAAAGGCUGGACCAAAUUCGAUCCCAUUCUUUAUGUACUCCAUCAUUGUGGAGGUGAGCUCAAAGUGUCUAUGAUUUGGUAAUCAAAAAUUUAGAUGAAUUCAAUCCAGUGAGAAGCGAAUUUCCCAUCGACAAAAAGUAUGUGUUCGUGUCGAACGAUGAGAAGAAAAUGAUAGUAGAGGCCGUAUUUGAAUUGAGAAAUUCGACUGUAAUUUAUGCGUAA